Aspergillus nidulans FGSC A4 is the source of this 1732-nucleotide messenger RNA. RefSeq names its product phosphomevalonate kinase (gene erg8). Gene Ontology annotation, molecular function: ATP binding; phosphomevalonate kinase activity. The transcript is spliced from 3 exons. The record is from RefSeq and is a predicted model, not a curated record. Gene Ontology annotation, biological process: ergosterol biosynthetic process; isopentenyl diphosphate biosynthetic process, mevalonate pathway. The coding region runs from base 290 to 1732 and encodes 480 amino acids. Lineage: Eukaryota; Fungi; Ascomycota; Eurotiomycetes; Eurotiales; Aspergillaceae.
GUCGCCCUGAUAUAUGAUGCCUCGAGUUCCUCUCCACAGAGCCUUUUAAUCAUAUUUCUCAAUUUUCCGUGUCCUUCUUUCCCUUGAGUGGUCAGCAGCAGGGAGCACGCGGGGUCCAGUACUUUCGACACCACCGCAGUUGAAUCACUUAAUACCCCCUCACCGGCACCGUACUCGCUUCUUAUUCCUGCUUGUUGAUUCCAGUAUCGCUUUAUAGUGAUCUCAGUCAAAACCUCGAGCGAUUCACGUCCGAAAGCCCCGUCUCGAAAUACGACCAAAGCCCCUCGUCAUGUCCUGCAAAUCCUCAGUAACCACGGCCGUGUCCGCCCCCGGCAAGGUGUUGCUCACUGGUGGUUACCUCGUUCUGGACCGGAAUUACACAGGCACCGUCUUUGCUCUCAAUGCUCGGAUUCAUGUCGUCGUGGAACAAUUGCGAAAGGGGCAAAAAGUACAAAACGGAAGCGCCGAAGCUGAGAAUGACAAUGUAGACCUGAUUGUCGUUCGCUCACCUCAAUUUGUUGGUGCAGUUUGGGAAUAUGCUAUUCAGCGCGUCGACAAUGGCGGUGGGAUCAAGGUUGUACAGAAGAACGAUGGGCGUGCCAAUCCUUUUGUCGAAACAUCGUUGAACUACGCUUUAACUUAUAUCAGCUACGUGGCCGAUUCCAAGGAUUUUGGAUCACUGUCUAUCACUAUCCUUGCUGACAAUGACUACUACUCGGAAACGGCAUUCUCAAAGGCUUCAGAGCGCAAGGCGGGGGGAUUCGUAAACUUUGGUGUUCCUCUCCAUGAGGCGCACAAGACUGGUCUUGGUUCAUCUGCAGCCUUGGUCACUUCGUUGGUGUCCGCGAUGGUAAUUCAUCGGACCAUGCAGCCGGAUGAUCUUGGUGCGGCUCGUGAUAAAUUGCACAACCUGGCGCAGGCCGCCCAUUGUGCUGCUCAAGGAAAGGUGGGGUCCGGAUUCGACGUUGCUGCCGCUGUCUAUGGCUCUUGCCUCUACCGCAGAUUCUCCCCUUCCAUCUUGGAAUCCGUCGGUGAUGCGGGUAGCCCUGGAUUUGAAGAAAGGCUUUUCAAGGUCGUGGAGGAUGCUGAUCCUGAUCACCCUUGGGAUACAGAGUGUCUGGAUUUUGGCAUGACUCUUCCUCGUGGCAUGCAAAUGGUUCUCUGCGAUGUUGAAUGUGGUUCGCAGACCCCGUCCAUGGUCAAGAAGGUGUUGGAGUGGCGGAAGCAAAAUAAGCAGGAAGCCGACCUUCUUUGGGACGCUCUUCAAUCAAAUAAUGAGAGGCUUGUUCUCGAGCUCAAGCAGCUGUCUCAGAACCCCGACAAAGGCUAUGACGAGGUUCACAGUUUACUCCAGCGCUCUCGCAGCCACAUCCGCAGCAUGACUAGCAAAACCAAUGUUCCCAUUGAACCAAAGGUGCAAACGGAGUUACUUGACGCUAUUUCCGGUGUUGACGGGGUGGUUGGUGGCGUUGUUCCAGGCGCUGGGGGCUAUGAUGCUCUUGCAGUCUUGCUUCGUGACGAGGCGGAGGUUAUAGAACGGUUAAAACAACUCUUUGAGAAUUGGCAGAGUAAGGUGGAGGAUGACUUUGGCGGUAAGAUCGGCAAGGUAUUGGGUAAUGGCGGUCCAGAUAUCAGGGGCACACUCGCACACCUUUUGCCUCUUCCACUCCCUAAAGUAGCCCCUCGUGCAGAAGUUGAGCAUUUCACAUCCCGGUUGCACCAUGGCCAAUAA